CUCCGAAUUAGGGCCAAGCGAUAGAACGUGGUCAGUGUCCCCGAAUAAACUUUUGCUCCAAUAGCGUAUUGUUGAAGUAUUUUUGGUCUCUCCUUGUUCCAGGGUUCAAUGGCCGAGGCGCGAUUUGAGGAACGCCUUCAUGAUUUAUUUGCCUGGGUUUUGCGUUCCUGCCGCGACCCUCAGGGGCCUUGUAUGCUCCGACUAAACCCGCUAGAGUAUGCUUGGGCGAGUUGAGACUUGAAACAGGUAGGAUUUGAUGUGCAUGGCAGUCAUGCAUCCUGACCGUUCGUUCCCCGCAACUCAGAAGUAGGUCGCCUUUUCUUGUUUUAUAUUUUGUUAGUCUCGGCCAUUCCUACUUAGUCUCGGCCAUUCCCAUGAUGCGGAUCGGUCCAAAGAUGCUUGAUAUCACUCUCGUCUGUGUCACCCAUCCACAAGAGCAUUGGGCACUAAUAUGUCGACUCCGAGUAUAGAUGUUAUAGCGAGUUGGCCGACACCUAACUAUGACAACCCCCACGAGCCCUUGGACGCCGUCAUCUAUGCUGUCAAUAUUCCUCUGAUGGCCCUAAUGACAGUUUUUGUUGCGGGCCGGUUCGUAUCACGGACAUUCCUUGUGCGUAAUGCACUCGGAAUAGAUGAUUGGAUGAUGCUUAUUGCAUACGUGCUAGCCAUGGCGAUGUCGGCAUGUCAGUUAGUUGAGCCUAGGUAUGGCAUAGGCCGGCACCUAUAUGACGUGAGGUAUGCAUGGUACCCUUCAUUAGGAAAAUUGACCAUUGCGAUCCAAGCCGUCUUUGCGCCUUGCUCCGCCAUAACGAAAAUCUCGAUAUGUUUGACAUAUCUUCGCCUCUUUCCUUCGAGGACAAAUAAAUGGUUCAACUAUAUCACGAUGACAAUCCUGGCAGGGUUCGGAAUAUCGACCACGGUCACAAUGAUGUUGCAAUGCAUACCUCUAUCUGAUAUUUGGGCGGUUCUCAAGCCGAUGGAUCAAAAACAGUGUAUCGAUUCGGAGAAAUUCUUCAUUGCCGCUGCCGCCAUCAACAGCAUAACUGACUUCAUGGUUUAUCUUUGGCCGAUCCACUAUCUCUGGAAAGUGAAGCUUAGCCUGGCGAAGAGAAUCGGACUAAUAGUUUGUUUUGGUGUUGGAGUCCUGAUUUGCAUUGCAGGCGUGGUUCGUAUAACCUGGCAGGUUAAGUUUGCUCAGUCCUGGGAUCAGACUUACAAUGGCGCCAUUAUAUUCAUAAUUGUGGCUGUGGAAUGUAACCUCGGUGUGGUUUGUGGUUGUCUCCCAGGUGUCAGGCCACUGAUGGCGAAGAUAUUCCCCAGCCUGGCCAGCUCAACCUACAAUUCAGGCCGAGCAAAGAUCAGCCAUGGACACCACAGCUCCAGCCUGAAAUCGGGGCCGGAGUACCAGGACAUGCACUCAAUCCAUGUCAGGAAGGAUGUCGAACUAUCAGUUGUAAACAGGUCUGCCAAUGAACGAUGGGACAGACCGGCGAUCCCAACUGGGAGGAGCGAUAGUGAAGAAUGGAUCUUCCGGCCAUAA
Aspergillus versicolor CBS 583.65 is the source of this 1540-nucleotide messenger RNA. RefSeq lists its product as uncharacterized. Bases 452 to 1540 code for a protein of 362 amino acids. NCBI's taxonomy places the organism in Eukaryota, Fungi, Ascomycota, Eurotiomycetes, Eurotiales, Aspergillaceae. The transcript has 6 exons. The record is from RefSeq and is a predicted model, not a curated record.